CUGGCAGAGGGGCUUGUCUUUCUAGUGGAAUACACAAAGGGACACCUUGUACCCUAAUUCAGCAUAAAUCAGAAAAAUACGAACAUCCGACUGAGAGUUGAUGGAGAGAAGAAAACAUUUCAAAACUAUGUCUGUAGUUGACUUUUUUUGGAUAGUGCUAGUGGGUUGUUUUGCCUUCUGUCAUGCAGCACCUACAAUUGCGCCAACAGUUUCACCAGUGGAGGAAAACCUGGCAGAGGAUUACAUUUCUCGGUUCUACGCUGACGUUGGGAUGACAAACUCCACACUACGAAGAGCUGUUCAGAGCAAUUUCAGUCAGGAUCUACAGACCAUGCAGGCUUUCUUUGGCCUGGAGGUGACUGGAGUCAUGAAUAAUGAGACUACGACUGUAAUGAAGGAGCCCAGGUGUGGUGUGUCUGAUAUCAGCCGAUAUGGACACUUUAGUGGGAGACCCAAGUGGGAGAAGAGGCUGAUUACAUACAGGAUCACUCAAUACACUCCAGAUCUGACCCAGAGUCAUGUGGAUUCAACCAUCGCUCAGGCCUUCCAGCUGUACAGCGAUGUCAUCCCGCUCAACUUUAAGCAGGUCUACAGCGGUAAUGCGGACAUCAUGAUCCUUUUCAAGGGUGGAUAUCACGGGGACUUUUACCCUUUUGACGGGGCGGGUGGAGUCUUGGCUCAUGCUAACUCUCCUGGACGGGGUCAGGGAGGGGACACACACUUUGAUGAUGAUGAAACCUGGACUCUUAGCUCAAGAGGUGUUAAUCUUCUGCUGGUGGCAGCCCAUGAGUUUGGCCAUGCACUUGGCCUGGAUCACUCCAGGGACAGAAGGGCACUUAUGUACCCCACCUAUCGAUAUGUCAACACUAAUAGGUACAGGCUGCCCGAUGAUGACAGGCGUGGGGUUCAAGCCCUAUAUGGCAGUCGUACGCCAGUGCCAACAACAGCACCGAAACCUAAACCACCUCCUGGUCCGGACCCUGGACCAGAGCCAGAGGAACCAACAGAGGAUCCAGAAGACCCUCUGCCAAACCCCAGAGAUGAGCAGUGCAGCCGAGAGCUGGUGUUUGACGCUGCUACCUCUAUCAAGGGAGACCUCUUCUUCUUUAAAAAUGGAUACUAUUGGAGGAAGAGUACAACUACCAGUGGAAUCCGUUUAACGAAAGUGAGCACAAAAUGGUCACAAAUCAACUCUGUCGAUGCUGCAUUUGAAGUCCCAAACAAGGAUGUGGUGUGUCUUUUUGAGGGUCGUCAAUACUGGUGCAUUAGGUCUCAUGCAAAGACAAUAAUUUCAGGGUAUCCAAAGCCUCUUACAAACCUUGGCCUGCCCUCUUCAGUCAGUAAGGUCGAUGCAGCUGUCUAUGUGCCAACUACUGGAAAAACACUCAUAUUUGUGAAAAACCUGUAUUGGAGUUAUAAUGAGAGAAGAAACCAAAUGGACUUUGGAUACCCACGAUCAAUAAUUCUGGAUUUCCCUGGCAUAGGCUUCAAAGUUGACGCUGCCUUUGAGAAUUAUGGAUAUCUUUAUUUCUCAGAUGGCCCCCGGCAGAGUGAAUACAACCUGCCCUACAAGAGAGUGAUACGUGUACUGCUCAACUACGGCUGGCUCAACUGUUACUAAGAACUCACAGACAACAGAUCAAUGUCUAAGAUGUGCUUGCUGCCAGCAUGUCAUGAACAAAUAAAUGACCUGAAUAACAAUAUUUUACAUUUUUA
Messenger RNA from Gymnodraco acuticeps, 1716 nucleotides. RefSeq names its product collagenase 3-like. Lineage: Eukaryota; Metazoa; Chordata; Actinopteri; Perciformes; Bathydraconidae. Bases 101 to 1621 code for a protein of 506 amino acids. Gene Ontology annotation, cellular component: extracellular matrix. Gene Ontology annotation, molecular function: metalloendopeptidase activity; zinc ion binding. The record is from RefSeq and is a predicted model, not a curated record. Gene Ontology annotation, biological process: extracellular matrix organization; collagen catabolic process; proteolysis. The transcript is spliced from 11 exons.